Pteropus alecto (black flying fox) is the source of this 2535-nucleotide messenger RNA. RefSeq names its product ribosomal protein S6 kinase A6 (gene RPS6KA6). The record is from RefSeq and is a predicted model, not a curated record. The transcript is spliced from 22 exons. Gene Ontology annotation, biological process: protein phosphorylation. The coding region runs from base 4 to 2238 and encodes 744 amino acids. Lineage: Eukaryota; Metazoa; Chordata; Mammalia; Chiroptera; Pteropodidae. Gene Ontology annotation, molecular function: ATP binding; ribosomal protein S6 kinase activity; magnesium ion binding.
GCGAUGCUACCGAUCGCUCCUCAGGACGAGUCCUGGGACCAAGAAAUGGAGGUGUUCGGCGGCGUCGCUUGCAGCGGCGAGAUGAAUGGUCUUAAAAUGGUUGAUGAGCCAAUGGAAGAAGGAAAAGCAGAUUCUUGCCAAGGCGAAGGAGUUGUUAAAGAAAUCCCUAUUACUCAUCACGUUAAGGAAGGAUAUGAGAAAGCAGACCCUGCACAGUUUGAGUUGCUCAAGGUUCUUGGUCAGGGAUCCUUUGGAAAGGUUUUUCUUGUUAGAAAGAAGACCGGCCCUGAUGCUGGCCAACUCUAUGCAAUGAAGGUGUUAAAAAAAGCUUCUUUAAAAGUUCGAGACAGAGUUCGGACAAAGAUGGAGAGGGAUAUUUUGGUAGAAGUAAAUCACCCAUUUAUUGUCAAAUUGCACUAUGCCUUUCAGACUGAAGGAAAGCUGUAUUUAAUUUUGGAUUUUCUCAGGGGAGGAGAUGUAUUCACAAGAUUAUCCAAAGAGGUUCUAUUUACAGAGGAAGAUGUGAAAUUCUACCUCGCAGAACUAGCCCUUGCUUUGGAUCAUCUGCACCAAUUAGGAAUUGUGUAUAGAGACUUGAAGCCAGAAAACAUUUUGCUUGAUGAAAUAGGACAUAUCAAGUUAACAGAUUUUGGACUCAGCAAAGAAUCGGUAGAUCAAGAAAAGAAGGCCUACUCAUUUUGUGGUACAGUGGAGUAUAUGGCUCCUGAAGUAGUAAAUAGGAGAGGACAUUCUCAGAGUGCUGAUUGGUGGUCAUAUGGUGUACUUAUGUUUGAAAUGCUUACUGGUACACUACCAUUUCAAGGUAAAGACAGAAAUGAGACCAUGAAUAUGAUAUUAAAAGCAAAACUUGGAAUGCCUCAGUUUCUUAGUGCUGAAGCACAAAGUCUUCUAAGGAUGUUAUUCAAAAGGAAUCCAGCAAAUAGAUUGGGUUCAGAAGGAGUUGAGGAAAUCAAAGGACAUCUUUUUUUUGCAAAUAUUGACUGGAAUAAAUUAUAUAAAAAAGAAGUUCAACCUCCUUUCAAACCUGCUUCUGGAAAACCAGAUGAUACUUUUUGUUUUGAUCCUGAAUUUACUGCAAAAACACCUAAAGAUUCUCCUGGUUUGCCGGCCAGUGCUAAUGCUCAUCAACUCUUCAAAGGAUUCAGCUUUGUUGCAACUUCGAUUGCAGAAGAAUAUAAAAUCACUCCUAUCACAGGUUCAAAUGUAUUACCAAUUAUCCAGAUAAAUGGAAAUGCUGCACAAUUUGGUGAAGCAUAUGAAUUGAAAGAGGACAUUGGUGUUGGCUCCUAUUCUGUUUGUAAGCGAUGCAUACAUACAGCUACCAACAUGGAAUUAGCAGUGAAGAUCAUUGACAAAAGUAAGAGAGACCCCUCAGAAGAAAUUGAAAUUUUGAUGCGCUAUGGACAACACCCCAACAUUAUCACUCUAAAGGAUGUUUAUGAUGAUGGUAGAUAUGUUUAUCUUGUUACGGAUUUGAUGAAAGGAGGAGAGCUACUUGACCGUAUUCUCAAACAAAAGUGUUUCUCAGAACGGGAAGCUAGUGAUGUACUGUUUGUAAUAACUAAGACAGUUGACUAUCUUCAUUGUCAAGGAAUUGUUCAUCGUGAUCUUAAACCUAGUAAUAUUUUAUACAUGGAUGAAUCAGCCAGUGCAGACUGCAUUAGGAUCUGUGAUUUUGGGUUUGCAAAACAACUUCGAGGCGAAAAUGGACUUCUCUUAACUCCGUGCUACACUGCAAACUUUGUAGCACCUGAGGUUCUUAUGCAACAGGGCUAUGAUGCUGCUUGUGAUAUUUGGAGCCUAGGAGUCCUUUUUUACACGAUGUUGGCUGGCUAUACUCCGUUUGCUAAUGGCCCCAAUGAUACUCCUGAAGAGAUACUGCUGCGUAUAGGCAAUGGAAAGUUCUCUUUGAGUGGUGGAAACUGGGACAAUAUUUCAGAUGGAGCAAAGGAUUUGCUUUCCCAUAUGCUACAUAUGGACCCACAUCAGCGGUACACGACAGAACAAGUAUUAAAGCACUCAUGGAUAACCCAGAGAGACCAGUUACCGAAUGAUCAGCCAAAUAGAAAUGACACAUCAUGUGUCUUUAAGGGAACAGUGGUUGCCACAUAUUCAGUCUUGACUCACAAGACCUUUCAACCAGUCCUAGAGCCUGUUGCUGCUUCAAGCUUAGCUCAGCGACGGAGUAUGAAAAAGCGAACAUCAACUGGCCUGUAAGAUUUCGUGUUCCUCAGCCAAACUGGAUGAAGAGAAAAUUAAAUGUGUGGCUUUUUGCCUGAUCUUAUAUCAAAGGCAUUGUUUUCUGCUACAUUACUUGAAUAUUCUGUUUAAGUCUCCUUAUUUAGGGGGAGUGAAAUUAAAAAUUAAACAUACACAGAUCCACAAUAUUCAUAAUAUGUUGUUUUGCGGUAGUGCCCAUGUAUUUAAGUACAUAAUUGGGGUCCACAAGGUCCUAACAACUUCUCCGCAUACUAACUUCUAAAGUUCCUUUCAAAUAAAGUUACUUUAAUAGUU